GGAAAUCGGAUGGCUGAGUAAGAAGUGGUCGUUCAGAAGAUUGACGAUCGUGGCUGAGGAUUUCAGCGUGUCUAAAGAAAUGGAGUUGGUACAGAAGCUGUGGCGGUCUGCGAUGGAGAACAUGUACAGCAACUCAAAUGUUGCUGCAUUUAAGAAUUCUCGUCUUGGCCGGUACUUAGAUGACCGUCCUUUCAUUGCUCUAACACUCCUGGUGUUCGUUGCAGUGUCUGCUGUUCCUGUUGCCUUUUUCCUCAUUUUUGUUAUUACAACAGCCAUAAUGUCCUGUAUCAGUGUGAUGGUCAUGGAAGGUUUUGUAAUAACUGUAGGUGGCAUAUUCCUCCUUUUUGUGCUGUUUGGCCUGGGUGCACUUUCAGUGGGAGUUUCAGGAAUACUGAGUGGUGCUUACAUGGUUAUUUCAACUCUGGUCAACCGCCGGUACUCUUCAAAGGGUCCAGGAAAGAGAGAAGAAGCUAGCAGAAGUUCAUUACAGAAGAGCGCUCCUGCAUUGGAUCUUUAUGCCAGUAAUGGAAAAUGA
Messenger RNA from Apaloderma vittatum (bar-tailed trogon), 535 nucleotides. It is a transcript of the gene LDAF1, whose product is annotated as transmembrane protein 159. Lineage: Eukaryota; Metazoa; Chordata; Aves; Trogoniformes; Trogonidae. The transcript is spliced from 4 exons. The record is from RefSeq and is a predicted model, not a curated record. The annotation marks the transcript as partial.